This is a messenger RNA of Megalopta genalis, 2357 nucleotides long. RefSeq names its product mitochondrial tRNA-specific 2-thiouridylase 1. Lineage: Eukaryota; Metazoa; Arthropoda; Insecta; Hymenoptera; Halictidae. Gene Ontology annotation, biological process: tRNA wobble position uridine thiolation. Gene Ontology annotation, molecular function: sulfurtransferase activity. The record is from RefSeq and is a predicted model, not a curated record. Gene Ontology annotation, cellular component: mitochondrion.
AGCAUAUACGUGACACGCAUUGGCCCUCGCCGUAGAGAGACUUCUCUCUUUCAGAACUUUCAUUAAUUCUGCAUCGAUUAUUCUACGGUAUCUUUUUGCCACGGGUCUUGUCUUCGGCACGGACACUACAACCGCCACGAACCAAGCUCACGAUGCCCGGAAUCACUCGGAAUGGAAUCGCUACGGCGGAAUCGUUCGUAAACGUAUUAACAUGACAAUUACGCACGCGUGAGUUUGUCCGGAAUCGUAUUUUUCUAUACCGCCUGUCGCUCGAACCACGCUCUCCGGACGAUAUCGCUGACAACUCUUUUCCGCGUUACGAUUUUGAAAAGCGACCAACAUCCACUCGUGUCUAUUUAUUUAUUUCACCAUUGUUCUCCUCUCUUUCUGUCUUACACACGCGUUAUCGUAAUAACUCGAGCUCGUUACGCGAUCGGGGGAACAUUCUGAAAAAUUCACUCGUCACAAUAAAAAGUUUCUGUCUAUCGAUACAAAUAGCACACAGUCUUGAAUAACACGACGUCAAACUUUCAUUCGAGUAAUUUCGCACCUCGCGUUUAAUAGUACAUUAUACAUUACACUGAUGAAUAACUAUGAAGCCACACACAACCCGAGAUUUCUGCUCCGCUGGUACACUAUCCGUAGUUCUCACAGCAUAUGGAAUUUUAAUUACGCCAUAGUAGACGGCGAUUUGACACGGGCCGAGCGAGAUGCGUGUAUGUAUGUGCAAACUUGAAUAACAGCGCGAAACAUUUUCUGCGAACGAAUUCAUAAGUUUAUCUGUACCAUAAAGAAAUACAUAGAAUUUAGUGCACUUCAAGUAAAACAACGUCGGAGGUAUGAAAUGAAAGAUUAUUAGGAGUCGAGGGACAAAGAAUAGAAACGAUGAGGCAAAUAAGAGAAGAGGAUUGAAAUAUCUUACAAAACACCAAAGAAAGGUUUUUUUAGGCAAUUGUUGAAGUAAUUAACCAGAAAGAAGAUGCACACAUAGGAAAUAUUGUACUGAAAUAGACUUUAUGGAAUAAAAAUUGAUUAUUGUAAAAUAUUAGAAAAACUACCAGUCUCAGAAUGUUUAAAAAAGUGGUUGUGGGUAUAUCUGGUGGAGUUGAUAGUGCUGUAGCAGCAUUUAUGUUAAAAGAUAAAGGAUUCAAUGUUACUGGAGUGUUUAUGAAAAAUUGGGAUGUUACCGAUGAAACGGGAAGGUGUACAACAGAAGAAGACUAUAAACACGCACAAUGGGUGUGUGAUAAAUUAAAAAUACCUCUUAUACAAGUCAACUUUGUAAAAGAAUAUUGGAACAAUGUCUUCAGUUACUUAAUAGAACAGUAUCAAAAUGGUUUUACUCCUAACCCAGAUAUCAUGUGCAACAAAUAUAUUAAAUUCGAUAAAUUUUUCCACUUUGCACGCACCGAGCUUCAAGCUGAUGCUAUUGCAACUGGACAUUAUGUCAGAACUAGUUUUGGACCUCAUCUUGAGAAUUUUAAGCCAGAUAGAAAUGUUCAGUUAUUAAAAGCAGAAGAUGAAAGAAAGGAUCAAACACUUUUUCUCAGCCAGAUACCUCAAGUACCAUUACGAUACUCUAUGUUCCCCCUUGGAAAUUACUUGAAAAGUAAUGUUAAACAAAUUGCAAAAGAAAUUGGACUGGAGUUAGUUGCUAACAAGAAAGAAAGCAUGGGUAUAUGUUUUGUGGGAAAACGAAAUUUUCAAGACUUUAUAUCCGAGUAUAUACCAGACAAACCUGGAGAUUUUAUAGACGUAGAGACUGGACGUGUGAUUGGAAAACACAUGGGUCUUCAUCAUUGGACUAUUGGACAAAGAACGAAAAUUCAAUGUGGUUCAGAGGCGGUCUUUGUACAUAAAAAGAAUGUAGCGACUAAUGCUAUAUUUGUGGUACAAGGGACAAAUCAUUCAGCAUUGUAUUCAGAUCUAAUCAGGACUGAAGUUCCUCACUGGAUAUCCGAAGAACCAGAGGAGCUGAAUGGUGACUUUAACAUAUUAAAUUGCGACUUUCGUUUUCAACAUAAACAUCCUAUGGUACCCUGUAGAGUUCACAAGAUCUCAACCAAUGAACUAAUAAUUAAACUUAGUCAGCCUUUGAGAGCCAUUACAGAGGGACAGUUUGCAAUUUUAUAUAAUGGAGAGGAGUGUCUAGGCAGUGCCCCAAUUAAGUACCCUGGUGCAUCAUAUUACGCUCUUGGCCGAAAAUUGAUAGAGGAACAUUGGGAAUACUCUAAUGGGGAAAAAAAGAUUUCACAAGUUGUUGUAUAGUAUUGUAAAGUGUUGCAUUGUAAAAUACGAUUUGCUUCCAUCUUUGUUUGUAACAUAAAAAUAAAGUACCGAUAAAAGCGCAGCCUAAA